UUAGGACGUGACAGGUGACAAAGGAGGAGAAGUGAUUUUUGCGUCAGAUGUACGCACUAGUUUUAGGAGAGAUUCAGUCGAGAUUUCGUGCCCGCUUGUAGUAGGGCGAUCGCACCUUAGAGCAGAGCGCAUUCUUCAAAGGAGGGGUGAAUAAGAUCGAGAGAUUUGCAGAACUUUGAUUUCUAGGGAAGGAUAUAUUAUGCAAAUAGAAACACAGGUAACCCAAUACCAGGUUCUUGGUUCCAACAGGAUUCUGGGUAAACAUGGCGAGUGACGCCAGGUUGUUAUCGUGUUUUUAGUGAAUGGCUCUACGAAGACAAGCAAUAAGCCUGUUUUUUAAACCUUUUGCAAGGAUGUUUAGCCUGAUAGGAAAAAAGAUUAGCGAAGUGGACACCCCAGCACUUUUGAUUGAUCUAGAUAAGUUUGAAAGAAAUCUCGCAAAGCUGCCAAAAAGCAUGGAGAGAUUCCCUGGGGUCGCGGUUCGCCCACACGGAAAGGCGCACAAGUGUCCAACGAUCGCACAUCUGCAGGUAGAGCAUGGUGCAGUUGGUCUUUGUUGUCAGAAACUCUCUGAAGCAGAAAGUAUGGUUGUUGCAGGCAUUAAAGAUAUCUUGAUAUCCAAUGAGGUCAUUGGGACUUCAAAACUCUAUCGUCUAGCUUCUUUGGCCAAACAGACUAAACUCUCAGUGUGUGUAGACAACAUCCAAAAUGCACGUGAAAUAUCACAGGCUGCUUCUGUUUUUGGUGCAACUGUUAAUAUCAUUGUUGAAGUUAAUGUUGGGCAAGAUAGAUGUGGUGUGGAGCCAGGAGAACCAGUUGUUGCUUUGGCCAAGGAAAUAAUUUCUCUGCCAAAUCUUGUUUUUAAAGGAAUACAAACGUAUCAGGGUUGGAACCAGCAUGUAAGAAAAUUUGAAGACAGACAAGCAGCUGUUGGAAAAGUAGUUGAAAAGACCAAGAAAACUCUUGAUGCCCUCUCAGCCAAUGAUAUUGCUUGUGAGGUUGUAACUGGAGGAGGGACUGGUACUUACACUUUUGAGGCUGCAAGUAAAGUUUUUACAGAAGUUCAGCCUGGUUCAUAUGUAUUCAUGGACGUAGAUUAUGGCAAAAAUUUUGGCCAAGAUGACAAACCUUUCAGUGACUUUGAGCAGAGUCUGUUUGUUCUAAGUACUGUCAUAAGUGUUACUCCUGGUGACCGAGCAGUCCUGGAUGCUGGUAUGAAGGCAGUCAGUCUUGAUUCCGGUCCACCCACGGUAAAGAACCGUCCUGAGCUGGUUUACCACAGUGGAGGAGACGAACACGGUAUUCUUAGACCGUCCGGCGAUUUGAAGGUAGGAGACCAAGUGUGGCUAAUCCCAGGCCACUGCGACCCAACUGUCAACAUGCACGACCACUUUCUUGGAGUGAGAAAAGGAAUGGUAGAAACAGUCUGGCCAAUCACAGGUAGAGGGCCUGGUGUGUAACGAGCUAGCAAUUCCACAGGAGGCCCAGUUGACAGGUAGUUGUGACCAGAAUAUUUAACCCUGUAGUGUUUAGGCGCAGGUAUUUAAGAAAUUAGUUAAAUGUAGGAAGUUAUUGUCCAACUCUUUAAAGCGUUUUAAAGAGCUGAGCAAUACUAAAUGAAUGAAAUAGCAAUUCCACAGGAGGCCCAGUUGACAGGUAGUUGUGACUAGAAUAUUUAACCCUGUAGUGUUUAGGCGCAGGUAUUUAAGAAAUUAGUUAAAUGUAGGAAGUUAUUGUCCAACUCUUUAAAGCGUUUUAAAAAGCUGAGCAAUACUAAAUGAAUGAAUGAGAAAUGUCCCAUUAGUGGAAGCAUUUUCUCUGCGUGCGCAAAGCACUAUUAUGGGAAAUGCAAUCCUGUAAUAUGAAUGGGGUUUAAUAAAAAUAAUAAUUUUAACUCUUA
Molecule: messenger RNA, 1900 nt
Organism: Actinia tenebrosa (Australian red waratah sea anemone)
Lineage: Eukaryota; Metazoa; Cnidaria; Anthozoa; Actiniaria; Actiniidae
Biological process (GO): D-serine catabolic process
Molecular function (GO): D-serine ammonia-lyase activity
Source: RefSeq, a predicted model, not a curated record